GAUUCUCAUUUUCAAAGCUCUGGUAAGUUCUCCAGAAUCUAAAAACAUCUAUUUUUCCGGUUUCUUACGACAUUUUGUAGAAAAAUUCAACAAAUAUGGUAAUAAAACUUUUUAAAAUAUUUUUUUCAGAAACACAAAAAAUUCUAGCUUGAUAAAUAAUGAAUAUAUAGUACUAUCAAUCUAUAGUAUCGCGAUCCAAAUACAAUAUAUAUUGAACGUUUAGCAGGCGCCUAAGAAGUGUUAUUAAAAGUCAACCAUACCUUCAUUGGACAUUAUAAUAAAAACUGGGAUUUGAUCCCUUCGCUCACUGUUUUAGUAAUAGCUAUUAUGUAGGAAAGUUGUGAAAGAAAAUAAUUCAGAAUUACAGCAGUAGCUUCGUCACAAAUAAAAUAUAUAAUUCACAUGCGGGUAUUGUAUUUCAUAUUGAAUCCGCGAUUUAUUAAAGGGUAUAAAAAAUGUGUUUAAUUGUUUUGAAAAUUGGGUUUCAUAUUCUUUUGAAUAUUUAUUGUGUAUGAACUUAAUGAGAAAACUAUAAAUAAUUAUGAAAUUAGCGACAGUUGGUAUCUCAUGUUCCAAUCUCAUGUAUACAGUGCUACCAACAUCUGCAUGCGAAUUGCCGGCUUUCAUGGCAUUCGCCAUUUAUUUCUCAUCAUCACUUUGCAACAGUUUUGUGCGGCAUUUUUGCAUUUUCUGAAUAGGUGUUCUAGAAGAGAGGUGGAAAGGGAAGAAAGAAGAAUUACAAAUUGCGCUUCUUCGUGAAUAAAAAGGUUGCGGCGUAACGACUGUACCCAUUGUAUGUGCAGUGAAAUUUCAUAAAAAGCGGAAAAGUCUUAAAUUAAUUAAACCAACUAAUUGUCGAUAUGUCCAGUCUGCCGAGCAAAAAAGCUAAAUUGUCUAAUGAUGGUGAUGGCAACGCGACGACUGCAAACGCACCUAAUGAGGAAGAGUCUGAGGCUUUGGAAUUAAUUGAUGCAUGUCAAAAUGAGAUUGACGCACUUAAUGAAAAGGCUAGCGAGGAAAUACUCAAAGUGGAGCAGAAAUACAAUAAGUUAAGGAAGCCAUGCUACGAGAAACGUAGCGAGUUAGUGAAACGAAUUCCGAACUUCUGGGUGACAGCGUUUAUUAACCAUCCACAAGUGUCUGCCAUUUUGGAUGAAGAAGAGGAGGAAUGUCUACACGCUCUUACCAAGUUAGAAGUAGAAGAAUUCGAAGACAUAAAAUCGGGGUACCGUAUCCAUUUUUAUUUCGACGAAAAUCCUUAUUUUGAAAAUAAGGUGCUUACUAAAGAGUUCCACUUAGGAUCGGGAAACGCGGAAAACAGUGAUUGUCCAUCGUCGACAAGCACUCCCAUUCAAUGGAAGGAUGGUAAAGAUCUUAUAAGAUCAUGUAUGACAAAGCCGUAUCAACAAAAUAAGCGGAAACGACCUGCGGACUACAAGACAUUUUUCGAUUGGUUCUCAGACAACACUGAUCCUGUUAAUGACGAGAUAGCUGAAUUAAUCAAAGAUGAUCUCUGGCCGAAUCCUCUUCAGUAUUAUUUAGUACCUGAUAUUGAGGUUGAACCAGAAGAUGAUGAAGAUGAUAAUGAGGAUAAUGAAGAGGAAUUAUUUGAUGAUGAAGAUGCAGAAGGCGAGGAAGAUGAUGAAGAAGAUGAAAAGUAAAUACAGUGUUCUUUCUAAAUUGGUUUUCUAUAAAAUACCGCAAAGAUAGAUUUCUUUAAUAUUAAGAAGUGUAAUUGAAAGUGUCCAUCAGCAGAAUAUUAAUAUAUAUCCAAGUUUUUUCUCAAUUUGACUUCAACGAAUAUAACUUUUUGACAUUUCCUAAAUUAAUAAAUUAAUUAAGGGAAAUGUGAAGAAUUUGUUGUAACAUUUCCCCUUCUGUUGGAGUAUAAAAGUUUGUCACAUUAUGCAGCUUUUCACAAGACGAUAACUUCAUAAAUGAAGUUUUAUUAUCGACAUGUUAAUUUCUAUGCAUAAACACAAGGAAUUUGAAUCCAUACUAUAUUGACUGUAUGUAUUUCCCGGAGAAGAAUUAAAAAUAAAUAGUACGAAAAAAUAAAAUAGUUUUAAUAAAAUAUUUAGGUAAAGGGGCUAAUUUUAAUGUGAACUGUGCAUUAAAAUGUUUCUUUUUGUUGCCCUCUUAUUGAAUCGCACAUUAAAGGAUUAUGUAAUUUAAUCGGCACAGAGUAUAAAAACCAAUUUCAAGUACAUAAAAUGUUUAUUUUCAAGAGCCAUUUGUUUUCGGAAUGUUUUUGACACUUGUUUUAAUGUUAAAUUAGAUUUUUGUAUAAUAUUAAUUUCUUUGAUGCUGGAAACCUGCCUUCCAACGGCUUAUUUAUUUUCUACGAAGCAUUUUAUGUUAAUGGAGCUUUAAAUUGUUUUGUAUACUAUACGAAAUAUUAACUGUUGCCGGUAUACGUAUAUGGUUAAUAUCUUUUAGUGUAGCCAUCUCUUAAACUCGUCAUGCUGUCAUUGUAGAGUUACCAUAAUUUUGCUAAGAGUAGCAAAUUAAGUUGGUGACACUGGUUGUCAUUGUUAAUAAUUUUAUUCAGCGACGUUUGUGAAAAGUUCAGAUUUUCCGGAAUGGCGGCUGCUAAUAAACUUGCUCUUUUGAGCCGAUCCCUCAGUUCUACAACUCAAUUUGUAAAGCCUCCGGUUCAAGUUUUUGGUCUUGAAGGUCGCUAUGCUACAUCUCUUUAUUCAGCAGCCUCCAAAUUGAAACAGUUGGAUCAGGUGGAAAAGGAUUUGAAUGCAUUGCAAGUAGCUUUAAAGAGCAACGCUUCACUGCGUAUGGCUGUUACCAAUCCAAUUAUCAACAAAAAGCUUAUGUCAAACACACUUAAGGAGACUGCAGAUAAGCUGAAGAUGGCCCCAGCGACUGCCAACCUUUUGGGUCUUUUAGCUGAUAAUGGACGGUUGAAAAAUAUAGACACGGUUAUAAAUGCAUAUAAAACUAUUAUGGCUGCUCACCGAGGUGAAGUUGUUUGCGAAGUUAUAACUGCAAAGCCCUUGGAUUCAUCCCAGAAUAAACAGUUGGAAUCUGCUCUUAGAUCAUUCUUAAAGGGAAAUCAACAAUUGAAAAUCACGUCACGUGUGGAUCCUAGCAUUAUUGGUGGUUUAAUCGUGUCUAUUGGCGACAAAUAUGUUGAUAUGAGCAUUGCAAGCAAGGUCAAAUUAUAUACCGAUGUUAUUACUUCAUCGGCUUAAGAUAAAAGUCAAAUAGUAGCAAAUAUAUGCAAAAAAUAUGUAGGAGACAUGUUAUAUCAAUCGAGAAUAAAAGUUUAAAACCAGAAAAA
Messenger RNA from Bactrocera oleae (olive fruit fly), 3295 nucleotides. It is a transcript of the gene Set, whose product is annotated as NAP domain-containing protein SET. NCBI's taxonomy places the organism in Eukaryota, Metazoa, Arthropoda, Insecta, Diptera, Tephritidae. Gene Ontology annotation, molecular function: histone binding; chromatin binding. Gene Ontology annotation, cellular component: nucleus; chromatin. Gene Ontology annotation, biological process: nucleosome assembly. The record is from RefSeq and is a predicted model, not a curated record.